AGACACCUAGGUGACAGAGAAGCCCUGGUUUCUGAACCUGAGCACAAAGGGAAAUCUUGUCAGUCUGCUGCCGUGUUCAAUGUCGUCAACUCCAUUAUAGGAUCUGGGAUCAUAGGAUUGCCUUAUUCGAUGAAGCAAGCUGGGUUUCCCUUGGGAAUAUUGCUUUUAUUCUGGGUCUCAUAUAUUACAGACUUUUCCCUUGUUUUACUGAUAAAAGGAGGGGCCCUUUCUGGAACAGACACCUACCAGUCUUUGGUUAACAAGACCUUCGGUUUUCCAGGGUACCUCCUAAUCUCUGUCCUACAAUUUCUGUAUCCUUUCAUAGCAAUGAUAAGUUACAACAUAAUAGCUGGAGAUACUUUGAGCAAAGUUUUUCAAAGAAUCCCAGGAGUUGAUCCUGGAAGCUGGUAUAUUGGUCGACACUUCAUUAUUGUGCUUUCUACAGUGACAUUUACUCUGCCUUUGUCGUUACACCGAGAUAUAGCAAAGCUUGGAAAGAUAUCUUUUAUUUCUACAAUUUUAACAGCUCUAAUUCUUGGAAUUGUAAUGACAAGAGUAGUUUCCUUGGGACCAAAUAUACCUAAAACAGAAGAUGCCUGGGUAUUUGCAAAGUCCAAUGCCAUACAAGCUAUUGGAGUUAUGUCCUUUGCCUUCAUUUGCCACCAUAACUGCUUCUUAGUUUAUGGUUCUCUGGAAGAGCCCACAGUAGCUAAAUGGUCCCACAUCAUCCACAUCUCCAUCUUGGUUUCUGUGUUUAUCUCUGUGCUGUUUGCUGCGUGUGGAUACUUGACUUUUACUGGCUUUACUCAAGGAGACUUAUUUGAAAAUUACUGCAGAAGUGAUGACCUGGUGACCUUUGGAAGGUUUUGUUAUGGCAUCACUGUUAUUUUGACAUACCCAAUUGAAUGCUUUGUGACCAGAGAGGUAAUUGCCAAUGUGUUUUUUGGUGGGACUCUUUCAUCAGUGUUCCACAUCACUCUAACAGUGAUCAUCAUUACUGCGGCCACACUGGUGUCAUUGUUGACUGAUUGCCUUGGCAUCGUUUUAGAACUCAAUGGUGUGCUCUGUGCAGCUCCUCUGAUUUUUAUCAUCCCGUCUGCAUGUUAUCUGAAAUUAUCUGAAGAACGGUGGACACACUCAGAUAAGAUAAUGUCCUGUGUCAUGCUUCCAGUUGGUGUCGUGGUGAUGGUUUUUGGAUUCAUCCUGGCUGUCACAAAUCCUCAGGACUGCACCCAUGGGCAGGAAAUGUUCUACUGCUUCCCCAGUAAUUUCUCCCUCACAAACAUCUCAGAUUCUCGUUUUCAACUGACAACACAACUUUCCAUUUUAAACAUCAGUAUCUUUCACUGAGUUUGAAAGAAACACCUGUUCUCAGAGAC
This is a messenger RNA of Nannospalax galili (Upper Galilee mountains blind mole rat), 1379 nucleotides long. It is a transcript of the gene Slc38a11, whose product is annotated as solute carrier family 38 member 11. Lineage: Eukaryota; Metazoa; Chordata; Mammalia; Rodentia; Spalacidae. Gene Ontology annotation, biological process: amino acid transmembrane transport. The transcript is spliced from 11 exons. Bases 130 to 1350 code for a protein of 406 amino acids. The record is from RefSeq and is a predicted model, not a curated record. Gene Ontology annotation, molecular function: amino acid transmembrane transporter activity.